AUGGCAACCAUUGCCUCUUCUCCCAAUGGAAACCCACCCACUCCCACAAAGAAAUGGAAGAGAUUCUCCAUGGGAAAGAAGAAAAUGCAAGAUCCACCAAAAGAAGCUGACAAUGGAGUUGGAAGAUCCCUUUCAGCGAGUCGAAGUCAACGAAAGAAGGGAGGAAUCAUGAGAAAGCUUCGAGGGUCCAAGAAGGAUGAGGAACUGGAGGGAACCACCUCUUUUAAUCAUACAGAAUCAUCUCCAUCUAAUCCGCAAUCUCCAAGCGAAAGAUCGAUACGAAGUGUGGAGUCGGAAAUUGGAAACAAUGGAAACAACAAGGUCAAUGCCGCCAAUGCGAAUUGGCCAGACACUGCAGAAGAACGUCAACAGAGAGACUUCAUUUCCCAGAAGCAACACAUGAAAGAACGUGAUGGCUUUUGCCGUCCAGUGGAUACCUACGAUGGGUCAGUGAUUACAGUGGAUAAGAAACCAACCUACGAGAUUGGAAAUUAUCGGGGUGGUGGUGUUGCAGGAGUUGUCUACGAAGGUCAUCGAUUGAGACCAUUGAGUGAAUACCCGAUUCGACGAGGAGUUGUGGAACAAAAGAAGGUGGAACUCAGCGAUGCUGGAGAGGGGGAAACAAUGGGUUUCUUUUGUGCUCCCGAAGCAUGUGGAGGAGUCGAAGAUGUGAAAGAUGACUUGACAGUAGACAACAAUGCAGAAAUCAGCAAUGAAGAUGAUGUUCAACAGCCCAAGUCAUCAUCCAAGACAUCCAAGACUCAGGGGGAUAGCGAGCUGGCAAUUGAAGCCAACAAGACUGGAGUCAUGCUCGAUGGGCAAGACGCACCCUCACGGUCAGCACAUUAUACCCGAGCGGCAUCCAUGCAAAUGGGAGGUAACCAAGACCAGUCCUUGCAUCAUGGAUUGACCGAAGAAGCUGUUGCUAUCAAAAUCCUCAAUCCCGUUGGAUAUCGCAUCCUUCAAGCUGAAGGACUCAAGGGUGUAGUGGUAGUCAAGAAGGGAGAUGACAUGGAAUCAGAUGUCAAAAAGGGCAAAAAGCCCAUGGAAAGCAGACACGUGUGGUGGCUAGUGAAUCCAAACAGUAGAAACUUGAGAACCUUGCAAAGAUACAGUGGACAGAAUGAGCAGAGCUCGAUUCAAGUGGACCGUGGAAAUGCGGAGAAAGGAUUGCGACUGAGUUUGAUUGCUGCCUACAUUGAUCCUCGCACAAACCAACUGCGGGAAUUGACCUUGACGCGGUGUAUUGAAAUCUGGGGGCAUAUUCCCUUUAAUGCCACCGAUUCCGAGUUUGAAGAAACCAUGUCUGCCAUUGAACGUGUUAACGCUGGACAGCCACCUCUCUCUACUGCUGGAGAUGAAAUGCCACCAUCGCGAGUUGGAACAGAUACAUCCGGACUCAGUAAAAAUGAUGACGAUAUGAAGCCCUUUCCUCUGGAUCAAACCCGAACUGGUCUGAUGCGUGCCGCCUACACCGAAAGAGUAACUGUACAUUGUGAAGAACUCAAUGCUUAUAUUGCUAUUCCUGCGGUACCCUCCAAAUACCUUCGAUGGCUUCGUCAGCGCCGUGCAGCAACAAAGGAAGUGCGGAACAUGAUGUUGAUUGGGCGUCAUCCAAACGUGCUUCAUUUGUUUGAAGUUCUUGAAUUCAUUCAAGAGUCAAAGUCUACAAUGUUUCUGAUUCUUGAGCUUGUGAAUGGAGGUGAAUUGUUCGACUUGAUUAGCAGCAGCGCUGGGGCGAAGGGAUCAACAGACGAUGAAUCGGAACGAAUGAUGAGAAGGUUCUUUUAUGAACUAGCAAGUGGAAUCCAAUACUGUCAUAAGAGUGGUAUCGCUCACAGAGAUUUGAAGCCAGAGAAUCUAUUGGUACACAAUAAAGAGAACGGAACAACCUCGUUAAAAAUUGCCGAUUUCGGGUUGUCAUCGACAUUUGGUCCCAACGCAGAUCCCAACGUCAAGGUCAUGGUGGAAGAAGAUGCCCUAGUGACACCGCCUCCACAACCUGUUCUUAAACCCUCUGGUAAUCCUUUCAGCAUUGUUGUGGAUCAAAGUCUAUGCGCCCUUCAAUUUUUGACUUGUGGCACAAUGGAUGAUUUGUGCGCAGCCAACGAUCUUGACGAUGGGCCUUCACCGCUACGACGAAUGACGUCUGUGGUCGGCUCACCACACUACGUUGCCCCAGAAAUUAUCUCACAAUCCGAUGAAUCGAAAAAGGUGAAUGGCAGAAGUUCGGGCCUCGGCUACGAUGGAAGCAAAGCAGAUGUUUGGAGUGCAGGUGUCAUCCUCUACGCCAUGCUUUUCAAAUCGUUGCCGUUUGGAGAAGACCUUUUGCGAUGUCCAAGGUUCCAAUCUUACAAGAAGUGGUACGAUGGGAUUCGACAGGAAGGUGGUCGGCGGUCAUCGCCAGAAGCUGCUCUAGCUCCGAUUGUGUCAGAAGCAGAAGAGCGGGACUUUUUGGGACCACAUUGGUUCUUUCCAGCAGACACAUCCAAGGAGUCAAGAGACUUGAUCGUGGCAAUGUUGAAUCCUAAAGCGUCUGAUCGGUUGAGUGUUGAUCAGGUAAUAUUGCAUGAUUGGUUGCAAGCGGAAGUAGGGCGAUAA
Molecule: messenger RNA, 2601 nt
Organism: Cylindrotheca closterium
Lineage: Eukaryota; Bacillariophyta; Bacillariophyceae; Bacillariales; Bacillariaceae
Source: the annotation of a GenBank genome assembly